Molecule: messenger RNA, 975 nt
Organism: Penicillium canescens
Lineage: Eukaryota; Fungi; Ascomycota; Eurotiomycetes; Eurotiales; Aspergillaceae
Exons: 4
Coding region: 1-975 (324 amino acids)
Molecular function (GO): arylformamidase activity
Source: RefSeq, a predicted model, not a curated record
AUGACCAAAACAGACGACUCACCAAUUCCCUUCGAAGCCCUUCCACUGGACCCGAAAGGCCCUCGAGGUAAUGCAUGGGGUCGCUUUGGCGAAAAUGACCAACUGGGAACAUUGAACCUGCUCACCCCCGAACGGGUAGUUGAAGCCGCGAAAGAAAUUCGAACAGGCGUGCGGAUCUCACUCGACUGGCCGCUGAGCAUGCCUUCGCAUCCUAGCUUCAAUCGCGAUCCAUUCAAGCAGGAAAUCGUGCUUCGGACUCCUAAUUGUAUCUUUGAUGAUAUUUUGACGUUCAAUAGCCAGGGAUCUACUCAAUGGGAUGGGUUUAGGCAUUAUGCAAACCAGAAGUCGCGACAGUUCUAUAAUGGGCAUACCGCAGAAGAGAUUCAAAGCUCAGAUACAAUUGGCAUUCACUCUAUAUGUGACCACGGCGGUAUAACAGGCCGCGGGAUCCUCCUCGACUACGCCGAAUGGGCUUCCAAGAACUCAAUCUCCGUCUCAGCCCUCACAUCAGAAGCCAUAACCCUAGAAAACCUACAAAAAGUAGCGAAAGAUCACAACCUCAAUUUCCAAAAAGGCGACGUCCUCUUCAUCCGCAGCGGUUUCACAGAAGCAUAUAACAAGUUAAACAACGAUCAGCGCAAGCAGCUGGCGCUUCGCCCAUCUCCAGAUUUCAAUGGCGUCGAGGCGACGGAGGAGAUGGUGCGGUGGUUGUGGGAGAAGCAGUUCGCUGCUGUUGCGGGUGAUGCGCCUAGCUUUGAGCGGGCGCCUAUUCGCGGUGCGCAUGCUGAUUCGGACUUUAAUUUGCAUGAGUGGGUGCUUGCUGGAUGGGGUACUCCUAUUGGGGAGAUGUUUGAUUUGGAGGGGUUGUCUAGGCAUUGUAAGGAGACUGGGCGGUAUAGUUUCUUCUUGUCAAGUAUGCCUCUUAAGGUUGUUGGCGGUGUCGCUAGUCCGCCGAAUGCUUUUGCUAUUUUCUGA